Molecule: messenger RNA, 1422 nt
Organism: Psilocybe cubensis
Lineage: Eukaryota; Fungi; Basidiomycota; Agaricomycetes; Agaricales; Agrocybaceae
Exons: 3
Coding region: 1-1422 (473 amino acids)
Source: RefSeq, a predicted model, not a curated record
AUGUCCAGAUGGAUUGUUGUGGACGAUAAGGCCAAAGGAUUUAAUAUCUCAUAUGGCGGGGAAUUGCCUUGGAUGAUCAGCAAAGGGAUGUUGAGGGAUUCUCCAGUAGAGGGCGGCCCUCCUUUGUACAAUACACUGCAUGGCACAAAUUCCAAAGCCAACAUUUCGUUCGAUUUCACAGGCUCUGCUUUUGGGGUCUACGGUUCACGUAAUUCUUCGACACCUCGUUGGAAUUGCACAAUUGAUGGAAAACCGGUCAAACAUUUCAAUGUAUCCCGCGGGGACAACCAGGAAUUCUGUGGUGAUACCGUAAAUGAUGGAACCCACAAAUUUGUGAUGGAAAUCGACGCCACAGAGAAGGAACAAUUUUGGUUCGACUACUUCAAAGUGUUGCCACCAGCGGGUAUGAAUGUUCAAGCAGAUGUUAUCUACAGCCCAGACGAUUCGCUAGUCCACUGUGAUUCCGAUUGGGACACCAUACAAUCCGGGACAAUGACCAUGAAAAAUGGAUCUAUGAUGACCUUUAACUUCAACGGUGCUUCGUUGAGCUGGUUUGGAGUUUACAACAGCAGCCACCAUCGAGGGCGAGCAAAAGCGACAUAUAGCGUCGAUGGAGAAAAGCCUGUGUCAUUCUGGAUAGAGAACACCUCUUCGCAUAAUAUGCCUUUGCUUUCUAACCAGCCAUUCUUUCAAACUCCCAAGUACUCUGCUGGACAGCAUAGACUUGAAGUCGUAUACUACGGGAAUAGUAAAGCGACCCCAUUGACGUUACAGCAUCUGAUAGUCCAAGAUAGCUCACCGAACACACCAAUUUCAGUUUCUCCUACUACUGGGCCAACAGCAAUACCACCUUCUGAUACUGUGCCGGCAACGACGACAACAUACACCAUGCCCGCUUCUGAGUCACCCUCGCAUCAGUCAGAAAGCAAUUCCAAGAUGAUUGGAUCCAUCGCAGGAGGCGUGGUGGGCGGGUUCCUGUUCCUCGUUAUCGUCGCUGUAGGAUUUUUCCUGCUUGGACGCUGCAGGGCGAGAGUGGAGCAUCCCGAAGCAGCCUUCCGCGAUGUAAUCGAGCCGUACACACACAACCCGCUUCGGCGCUCGUCUGGGUACAAUCCUCUGCCCACUUCAACGGCAAAGCGGCCUCUGGUUCUGGGGAACAACCAAAUGGUGGAGACGACCAUCGUGGCCCCGAGGAGAAGCAUAAUUCGGAGCUUGAUGAGACGAUUUACGGGCGCGACUUUCGAUGACAGCAGGGAUACCCACAACGAGGCUAGCACAUUGCUUCCGUCACGCCAUUCACGAACGCGGACGUCGGCUAGUUGGAUUGUUAUGCAUGAGGACAGUGGUAUUCGAGUAUCUCCAGAAUUACCUAGGAUAAACACAGAUAUCAUAGAGAUACCUCCUACAUAUAGUGCUGAAUAG